ACACAGGAAGAUCACACCAUCCCUCACCAUAAUGGUGAUGAACCAAUUGACAUGAAAAUUGAUGUUAAAAAGGAAGAACAGAUGAUUGUGGGAGAAUUGAAAGAAGAUGAUGUCAUAAUACAACAUUCUACAGAAGUAAAACAUGUUACUCAAAAUCUACAUCCAGGACUUUACCAUGAAAACAGAUCAUCACAUCUGCCUAAUACUCAAUUUUCUCCUAAUAAGCCUCGUACUGUUUCGAAAAAAGUACAACCAAAAAAUAGCAGUUUGGAUAGAUCCUCUGAUCCCUCUAAACCUCUUGGGAUUACUUUUGGUAGUUUAGAUAAUGAUAUACUUGGAGAAGAUAACAAGUCCCCAACCUCUGAAGCUGAUAAAUGUCUAAUAUCAAAAUCAUCACUUGCUGUAAAUCAACAGACAAAGGAACAGGAAGUUCCAUAUCCAUGUUCGGAGUGUGGGGAAGGCUUCAAUUCGAAAGAGGACCUCCUUAGACACCAGAAAAGUCACACGGGCGAGCACUCUUUUUCGUGUUCAAUUUGCAGCAAAUCUUUCAGCCGUAAAGUGUACCUUCUUACCCACCAGAGAAGACAUACGGGCGAGCGUCCUUUUUCUUGUGCGCAGUGCGAGAAAUCGUUUGCUGAGAAAGCGUCAUUCAUUAUUCACCAGAGAAGUCACACGGGGGAACGUCCUUAUUCCUGCCCAGAGUGCGGCAAAUGUUUCACGCAAAAAAAGUUAGUGACUAUACACCAGAGAAGUCACACGGGCGAGCGUCCUUUUCCCUGUACAGAGUGCGGUAAAUGUUUCACAUACAGAGGAGACCUUCUUAGACACCAGAAGCGCCACACGGGGGAGCGUCUUUUUUCGUGUACAACUUGUGACCAGUCUUUCUUUCGGAAAGGGCACCUUCUUACCCACCAGAGAACACACACGGGUGAGCGACCCUAUCAAUGUCCGCACUGUGAGAAGUCUUUUGCCUAUAAAACAGCGUUUGAUGCUCAUCAAAGAGUUCACACGGGCGAACGUCCUUUUUCGUGUUCGGCGUGCGGGAAAAGUUUCACUCGGAAAGAUAAACUUCUUACACAUCAGAGAAGUCACACGGGCGAACGGCCUUAUUUAUGUUCAGAGUGUGGGAAAUGUUUCACUCAGAAAGAAAACCUUCUAACGCAUCUGAGAAGUCACAGUGGCGAGCGUCCUUUUUCAUGUUCAGAGUGCGGGAAAUCUUUUACUCAGAAAAUAUCCCUUCUUCUACACCAGAAAAAACACUCAGGAGAGUGUCCUUAAUAAAGUUUGGUAUGAGGAAAAUUAUUUCACGCUGAAAGAAUGGUUUCAGGACAAGCCCCCUUUUUCCUUUUAAGAAUCUGAGAUGAGUUUCUCUUUAAAUAAAUAAAUGUAUAAAUUCCAAAGAAGUCACAAAGGUCUUAAUGAUGGGUGAAAAGAAGAUGUAGAAGGACAUCGUGAAGCUUGAUGGUGGUCGGGGGUAGGGGGGCAUUUUACUAGUCAAAGAGGUGGAGGGUUUAUUCUGAAGAUCAAAGCAUAUUUAGAAGGACGUCCCUGUGGAGGUUUAAUACGUUUCACCUUCGAAGUCUAUUGUUUAAUAAUAACAUAUA
Messenger RNA from Rana temporaria (common frog), 1604 nucleotides. Its product is annotated as oocyte zinc finger protein XlCOF6.1-like. The coding region runs from base 52 to 1278 and encodes 408 amino acids. Gene Ontology annotation, biological process: regulation of transcription by RNA polymerase II. The transcript has 3 exons. Gene Ontology annotation, molecular function: DNA-binding transcription factor activity; RNA polymerase II cis-regulatory region sequence-specific DNA binding. Lineage: Eukaryota; Metazoa; Chordata; Amphibia; Anura; Ranidae. The record is from RefSeq and is a predicted model, not a curated record.